CCCCAACAACAUUCCUUCCCUGCCCCGGAAAGCCCCCUCAAAACCCUUCUCACCCCCUAGUAUCCUGGCGCUCGGCCAUGGCGGCCGUCGCUCGAUCCCUCGCCGGCGUGGAAGUUCCCAUCCUUGGGAGCGAUAAGGCGGAAUGGAUCGAGGUCACCGUCCCCUCGUCGUCCUUCUCAUUCGCGGCCGCCUCGGCUCCCCAGCCGUCUCCUCUGGCCAACGGUGGCGCCGCCUUCGCCCCCAGGGACGCAGCCGGAUGUCACGUGAUAGAAGGUGUCGAUACUAAGUCUUAUCUCAUCUGGAGGCUUCACAAGGAUUCUCCCAAUAUUCUUGAGGUUGUUGAAGUCAUUGCCUCCAAGGAAUUUCCUCAAACUGGAUUGCAUCUGGUAUUCCAGGAUGCACUCUGUCCAUCUGCAUUUCUGUGCAAGAAUGUGAUUAAUAGUGGUUCAGGGAAUGCAUACUUGCUCUAUGUAUUGACUGUAUCUGGGGUUGCUUAUCUUCUCAGUUUGAGAAGCCCAUUUUCUUAUAUUUCUGGUUCAUCCUUUCCUCAAAGGGAGUAUGUAGAAUUCAAUGUUGCACCUCCUACUCAAAUCACAGCAAUGACAGCAGCAGCAGGAUGCUUAGUAACUGGACGACAGGAUGGUGUAGUUAGCUGUUUCCAACUUGGAAUACUGGAUCCUAGUUCACCAGGUUUUGCCACUGAGCUUCGUGAUGAUGUUGGAAUUGGUCGAUUGUGGAAUCUCAUGUCAAGGCAAAAGGCUAUUGGGGCUGUGCAAGACAUGGUGAUAUCUGAUGUUUGCAAAAGAAAGUGUUUAUUUGUAAUUCAUGCCGAUGGUCUCUUGCGUGUUUGGGAUCUUGUUAGUCACAACAGGGUUGUCAGUUACAAUACUAGCUCACAUGAGCUUGAAGGAACUAAACCAUCCAGGUUGUGGGUCAACGAAGCUAACUAUGAUGCAAAUCUAAUUUAUUUGGCAAUUCUGCAUGAUGGUGUUCCGUUAUCAGAUAUUGAGAUGGUUGCUGUGUACCAUUUUGGUCUUGGUACUGGAGACAAGCUUCUUUUAUCACCACAACCCUCAUCACAGAGCAUCCAUUUAGAUGAGGGAAAGCUCAUUGAUUUGAAAUUCGAAUAUGACAAGAUUUGGAUAUUGAAAGGAGAUGGGUCGAUGCUAUAUGAUCUGUCUCAGACUGAUUUUAAUAUGAAACAUACAGUUGCAUAUGGUUUGCAAGAGGACUUUGUAGCUGACCAGCUAUUUCAAAGUUCUGAACAUGCUUUAGAUGAUUUGAUGUGGACUGACCAUUCCAUAUUUUCUUCAGUGAAGGAUCAAGCUGCCUAUUUGGUCUCAUCCUUGUAUUUGCGGAGAUUGCUCCAACCUGGUGUUUAUCAAUCUACUGCUCUGCGUGCCACUUUAUUGGAGCACAAGAAAUACAUAUCUGAUUAUGAGUUUCAAUCUCUUACAAUGGAUGGGUUGAAAAAGGAGAUAUUUGCAAUAAUAGAAGGCGAGGGGGCUGCCACAAAUUCAACGACAACUGUUUAUUACUGGAGGUCUUUCUGCACUCACUUCCUACGCCACUGGUGUCAGAACAGUACACCAUAUGGGUUCUUUGUUGAUUCUUCACAGAAUGUAGUUGGUUUAAUCAGGAAAAACUCAGUUUCUUUAUUUCGUUCUUUGGAAGGGAUUGAACAACUUAUUUAUGGCUUUUCUGAUGAAUUUAAUUACAUGAAAAGCUCUGGGAUGAGUUUGCAAGUUAAUGGCAUUGAUCCUGAAGUGCUAUUUGAAGUGCUUAGAUGCAUGAGUCAUAUAAGCCACCAGUUGGGCCCAGCUGCUAGUGCAUUAUAUUAUGAAUCUCUCAUUAAUCCUAGUAUCUCAUCAGAAGAUAUUAUGUCUCAGUUAUUAAAGAUACUGGAAGCUGGAUACUGUCCUUCGGUGAUAUCUCUUAUACAACAAAUUGGAGUUGAUGCUGCCUGGGAGAAGAAACAAACAGCUCACAGAAGCCAGAGGAAGUUUGCUGUUGAUAUAUUGGUGUCCCUUAAUUUAUUGUGCUCUAAAGCUACUAAUUGGCUAGUAGUUUUAGACACCAUAGAGAAGUUCCUGACAUAUCUGAACCCACAUAGAAGUGUCCAAGAAAUUGAUUCCAAAUGCAUGUGCAAUAUCAACUCUAUCUUAUUGGUCCAGGCCACUUCACAAGUUGCAAGAAUGAUGUUUGAGGCAGCUUUUGAUUUGCUGCUACUGCUUGGCUAUCUGGUGAACAUCAGUGGGCAGGUAAAUCUGUUGCAGACGGACAUAGUUCGCAUAAAGGUCAGAUUAAUUCCAACAAUCUAUGAAGUAAUUACAAAGUGGCUUAUUAUCCAUUUUAUGGGAACUACACCAACUACUCGGCCAACUAUAGAGGAUUUUAGUUCUCGCCUUUCUUUACUGCAUAUAGGCAACAGAACCGGUAGAAAUUCUUGGGAUGGAAAGUUGGGCUCAUCUGAUUUUACAUUGGCUUGUCUGUUUGAGUUCCCCACCGCAUUUGAAGGCUUGGAGUUUCUUUGCUCAACAUCUUUACCUAACCCAAGCAAAUUAAAUCAUUUGGUGCAGAAGCACUGUAGUUUAAUUGCAUGCAGCCUCACCGUUGCGGAGUCUAAUUUGUCCCCCAGCCCCACAAUUGAGCUAGCAUCACUUCUUCUCCAUCAUGGACAAUAUGAGGCUGCUGAGAGCCUAUUUAUUAUUGUUGAUGGUUAUUCAAGAAGUAAAAAGGUAUCAAUAAGUGCUCAAACUACAGAUGGCGAAUGGUGUGCACAUCUUCAUCUUCUAGGAUUUUGUCUUCUUGUCCGUGCACAAAGUGAACUACAAGGAGUUCUGAAGGAGCAAAAAUUACAUGAAGCUGUGCGCUGUUUCUUCAGAGCUGCAUCUGGGCGGGAAGCACCAAAAUAUCUGCAAAACCUCCGGUUUGAGACUGGCUUCCAACAUCCUGAGGAAUGUGCAUCAGCAGCAAUAUGGAGACUUCAUUACUAUCAAUGGGCAAUGCAAAUUUUUGAGCAAUAUGGUGUGAGUGAAGGUGCUUGCCAGUUUGCUCUGGCUGCUCUUGAACAAGUUGAUGAAGUCCUGAAUAGUAGUGAUAAUGACCUUACUGAAAAUGAAACCACAAUUCGUGGCCGAUUAUGGGCAAAUGUCUUCAAAUUCACUUUAGACCUGAAGCAUUACCAUGAUGCCUAUUGUGCAAUAAUUUCAAAUCCAGAUGAGGAAAGCAAAUACAUAUGCUUUCGGCGUUUUGUUAUAGUUCUUUGCGAAAAUCGUGCAGCAAAGGUUCUAUGUGAUGGUGGACUACCGUUUGUGGGAUUAAUAGAAAAAGUGGAACAGGAGCUUGUAUGGAAGGCUGAGCGCUCAGAUAUUUUUGCAAAGCCAAAUCCCUACAAACUACUAUAUGCUUUUGAAGCUAAUCGAAAUAAUUGGAGAAAGGCAGCUAGUUAUAUGUUUCGAUAUUCUGUGAGGCUGAAGAAAGAAGCUAACUCGAAUGGAAACCACCAAGAUUCUUCGGUAUUGCAAGAGAGGUUACAUGCCUUGUCCGCUGCAAUUAAUGCUCUGCAACAGGUUGAUCAUGCUUAUGCUUGGAUUGAAUCUCAGUAUGGGAAUGACUUAAGCAAUUAUCAAGGUUCACCAAAUAAAAAGCCUCGAAAUGUGUCAGCAGAAAACUUUGCUGGUGGUCUUGCCCCUGAGUCUUCAGCAAUCAACUAUUCGAUUGACAUUGAUAUGCUGGAGAAGGAGUACAUUAUAACUUCAGCACAUCAUAUGCUUUCUCUUGUGAAUAAUAAAAUGAAGUUUCCAGGAAUACAGAAGCUUUCAAAUGUUGUGGAUGUUUUGAUUGAAGAAAAUUUAUAUGACAUGGCAUUUACCAUAGUUGUCAACUUUUGGAAGGGUUCAGGACUUAAACGGGAAUUAGAGCAAGCUUUUGUUGCUCUCUCACAGAAAUGCUGUCCAAAUAGAGUUGGUUCUGCAUUCAUGAGGAGCAAUGUGAAAACAAAUAAUCUUCUAUUGACGUAUUCUGAGGAAGAAACGCCUGCUGACAGCAAGAAAACUGCUAGCCCAGUUUUUUCUAAGUUCAAGGGAAAUGACCAGUGGGAAACACUUGAACUCUAUCUUGAAAAGUACAGAAAAUUGGACCCAAGAUUGCCAGUUACUGUUGCUGAAACAUUGCUAUAUACUGAUCCUCAAAUUGAGCUGCCUCUUUGGUUGGUUCACAUGUUCAAGGGUGGACGAAAGGUAUCUUGGGGCAUGACAGGCCAGGAACCAGACUCUGCCACCUUGUUCAGACUCUAUGUGGACUAUGGCCGGCAUGCUGAAGCUACAAAUUUGUUACUCGAAAACCUAGACUCUUUUUCAUCUCUGAGACCGGCUGAUAUAAUCAAUCGGAAAAAGAUGUCGGCGACAUGGUUCCCAUACAUAGCAAUUGAACGGUUGUGGUGUCAGCUAGAGGAGAUGCGGAGUUCUGGCCAUAUGGUUGAUCACUGUGAUAAACUAAAAAAAUUGCUGCAGGAAGCUCUGAUGAAACUCCUAAAACAGGUACAAUUGGAUUCGGAUGAUGCUUUGGCCGCAGCUGCUGCAAGCAAAAUGCAGAAUCCCGGAAGCUAGGUGUCAUGUUCAUGAUAUGGAAGAACAAACCACGAUAUCAUGGCUCAGGCCUCGUCGGUGCUGCAGCUGCCGAGUGUUUUGAAUUUGGUUUAACUAGUCUUCUGCCAAGUGUGAGAGGAAGUGUUUCUUGCCUUUGUUGUAUAUAUAAUUAAUGGCUUCUCUUCUUUUUUGAGAGGUGGCGGCUGACUUGAAGGAAAUGGCCUUGGAGAGUGCUCUCCUGGAUGAUCCUGCGUUAAUCCUGCCGAUCUCAUAUUACAAGUGAUGGCUUGAUGGAUAUGAUCAUCUGGGGGCAGCAUGGCCCCUGGCCGCUUGUAUAUUAUAUAUACAGGUUUCAUCUUUGGAAGAGAUCGUAUAGGAUGAAUCGGUUUAGGUAUAUUAUUUUUAUACAGUACAAUGAUUAUAGUAUUUUCACAUUGCAUCAUGGUGUUUUCAAUAACGAACAUUGUAAUGCAGUACAUUAACAUUAUAAUAGUGUUUUUUUUAAUGAUAUUAAAAAAUUAUUAUAA
This is a messenger RNA of Musa acuminata AAA Group (dessert banana), 5116 nucleotides long. Its product is annotated as nuclear pore complex protein NUP160-like. Gene Ontology annotation, cellular component: nuclear pore. Gene Ontology annotation, molecular function: structural constituent of nuclear pore. The coding region runs from base 78 to 4610 and encodes 1510 amino acids. The record is from RefSeq and is a predicted model, not a curated record. The transcript has 28 exons. Lineage: Eukaryota; Viridiplantae; Streptophyta; Magnoliopsida; Zingiberales; Musaceae.